AUGGAUGCCCUGCAGGGUUUAGACGAUGAGAAUUUGGCGGUAAUUCCAAUUGACAGAUCCUUUAGUGAUGGCAAGCUGUCAAAUUGGCCUACUGAAGAAAGGUUUGAAAGACCCGAUGAUAGUUAUUAUCGAGAGAAAUUAGCGGAGAUGUGGUUGAGGGAGACAGGUGCCUAUGUAGGAGGGUCGGUUUAUAUUCUUGACGCUUUACCAGAUGGCUACGCUGUCUUUGAUAGACCUCGGGGGACAAGACCGGACAUUCGUGAUAGAUUUCUUUACGGUCACCCAGUUGGGCAAUAUUUCUAUUCUGUAAAGCAGUUUUUCCCGCAUUUCUACUAUCUGAUGACCGGAGGGACCACAAAGUGCCCAUGUGUCCUGUGUCAGAAAUUAGAAAAGCGUCAAAAAGACGAAGCUAUGGGAAUACGACGAGGCAGACCUCCCGGAAGACCCCUUGGAAGGCCUCCAGGAACACCGUCAGUGACCCCAUCUGGACGACCCCCCGGACGACCCCCCGGAAGACCACCAGGAAGACCACCAGGACGACCCCCUGGGAAAUCCCUAGUAAAGCCUUCUGGAAGACCACCAGGUAGACCAGGUUUCACCAUCCUUGACAGUGAAGGAACUCCUGACGUGUUCAAAGUUGCGGUAAGGAAACUGAGGAUGCAGGGCCAACUUGACCAAAAUAUUGCAGAGCCUGCUAGUAUGGACUGGAGAGCUGAGAGAGCAGCAAUUGAUGAAUAUUUCGAGACAUUAAAUCUAAGGCCUUCAUAUCUACCGCGCCCGGGGGAGAUUGUUCUUUGGACCUCCGAUUUUGACGGAGAAUUGGCCUGGAACUCAGAGAAACAGUGCCUCCAAAUAUAUUCGUCAGCUAGAGGCCAAUGGAUUAAAACCCCAGAAUGGCGAGCCGGUGUCGUUGGCCAGAUUCCGACAGAGGGCGUAGUGCUCCAAGACCUUGUUGAAACGACCACAAAGAAAUGGGGCGUUAAUUACUCUGGAUUCCGCAUCGAAACUUUCCCCGACCCCCACAGCUCGGAUAAGAGCUACUCAUUACACUAUAGCUACGUGCAUCUGAAGUCCAUCAAGCCAUUCAAUGCCUUUGAACUAUUUUUGCAGGGUAUCCCCGACGACAAUCUACACCCUUCUAUCCAAUAUGCCAUGACUGUCAUGUCCUCGUUCAGUUUAGUAGAUAAGUACCGUUUCCGAGGGCUGUGGCCCAAUGCUUCGAUAUAUUGUCGAGGUAUCUUCAUUGGAGCUGAACUCUUGGCCGUUGGCGAUGCUGUCCGCUUGAAACCAAAAGGUUUCAGCCUUGAAAAUGGUGAAAAAUCUCAUGUGGUGGAUGUUCUGGUAAUUGACGAAAUCAGACUUGAACUCAUCCAGUGCGACGAGGACGAGAAAUCCAAACAAAUCGCGGAGAAAUAUCGGGUUCGAAUGGCCGGGAAAGUUUACACUCCCGAUAUCAAACGAGCAGAAGCAGUGAACGGCCAGCUUUCAACUGAAGCCCUUUCACUCAAUGAUGUUGUGGGUGCUUUCGACAAUGUUGGGAUGGAUGGGUACGGCAAAUGGUAUGAGCUUCAUUCAGGCUCAGUCAUGGAUAUCUCACAGGAUAUGGUUCUUGGUCGUUGUUAUGAGCCAGACGCCAUGAAGUUGCUCUUCAGUUCUCUCUCCCUCGGGUAUGACUUGCGGGGUGUGCUGAGCGGUAGGGAGUAUUCACGACUCGUCGAUGAACGGAUUUCAGAAGGCAAACAUUGGUUCUGGGGAGAUUUCCGGACGCAGACCCUUGCUAUUGACUCACUGAACGGCGAGGAUGUCGGUCACUACAGCGACACCCGGGACGUGAAGAGCUGGAGAGCCAACCUCAAAAUAAUUGACGGCAUCGCCAACCAAGCUGAUAUUCGGGAGGCAAAGAAUCCCCGUGACGUUGGACGACCAAUGAACAAAACACGAUCGGAUUUUACAGAAGUAGGCAAGACCAGCAAGCUUGUCAGUACCGGCCUUAAGGGUGUGGAUACAAGUAACCCAGUGAGCUCAGCCGACGAAGGCUCUAGUCACUCUUCUGACGAGGCGGACGAGGGAGGUGAAGAGAACGAGGAAAGCGAAUCGGAUGAGGUCUUUAUAACACGCAUAGAAGAGCUCCGCGGUGGAACAGAAGAAACAGAACAAGGUGACUAUGUCCCAGAGGAGGAGCCCAAAACAAAGCGGCCAAAACAUGAAUUUUAG
Messenger RNA from Aspergillus ochraceoroseus IBT 24754, 2214 nucleotides. RefSeq lists its product as uncharacterized. Gene Ontology annotation, cellular component: rDNA heterochromatin; SHREC complex. The coding region runs from base 1 to 2214 and encodes 737 amino acids. The transcript has 4 exons. The record is from RefSeq and is a predicted model, not a curated record. NCBI's taxonomy places the organism in Eukaryota, Fungi, Ascomycota, Eurotiomycetes, Eurotiales, Aspergillaceae. Gene Ontology annotation, biological process: silent mating-type cassette heterochromatin formation.